AUGAUAUUUGGUAAUAUUGGUAACAUAAGUAGAUUACAAAUAAUAAGUCCAUUAUCUUUGAUUCGUAAUUCAUCUACUUACUUAGGUAAGUUAGCACCAAAUGUUGGAGCUGUUGAUGGAUACAAAAGAUUGGGUAGAGGUCAAGCAUCAGGAAAAGGGAAAACAGCUGGAAGAGGUCAAAAAGGUCAAAAAGCAAGAGGUAAAGUCCCAAGAUGGUUUGAAGGUGGUCAAACACCUUUCUUCAAGAGAUUCCCAAUCAUAGGUUUCAAAAGACCACACAAGAAAAUUUACAAUGAAUUGAAUUUAGAAAGAAUUCAAGAAUUCUGGAAUAAUGGAAGAAUCCCAUUGAAAAGUGGUGAAUUAUUGACCAUGAAAGUAAUGAAAGAAUGUGGAUUAGUCACCGGUUCAAUCAAAGACGGUGUUAAAGUAUUGGGUAAUGGUAAAGAUGAAUACACCGUACCUUUGAAUAUCGAAUCAUCUAAAGCAUCCGCUGGAGCUGUAAAAUCAAUUGAAGGCAUUGGUAACUCAUUCACCGCUAAAUAUUAUACCAAAUUAGGAUUAAGAGCUCACAUAUAUCCAGAAACUUUCUUAUUAAAGAAAGGUUAUAUACCAUUAGAAGCUAGACCAACCCACAGAAGAGACAUUCAAUAUUAUUCAAGUGAAGAGAAAAGAGGAUAUUUAUUGCAAAAUCCUGAUUUGUUAUUGAAACAUAGAUAUGCAGAUGGUCCAAGAGUGGUCAAAAAGGUUAAGGCUAUCAGUAAUAUUGAAAGAAGUUUGAAAGAUGCUUCACAAAAGACUUAUGAUAAUUCAUCAUCAAUUGUAAAAUUAUCAGACUUGUAA
This is a messenger RNA of Yamadazyma jaroonii, 840 nucleotides long. Lineage: Eukaryota; Fungi; Ascomycota; Pichiomycetes; Serinales; Debaryomycetaceae. The record is from the annotation of a GenBank genome assembly.